AUGAGAUUGGGUUCUUUGGCAUGCUUAAAAACCCGCGGAUACAUGGUAAGUUUUGGGCAUUCCUCCGGUAUGCCAGAAUCACUACCAUCAGCACUUGAUGCGAAAUCGCUGUUCUUGACAAGGCCCGCCCUCAUGCACUACAGUCUAACACGGGAGGAGCUGCUUGAAACUGCUGGAGAGCUAUUUGCUGGUGUCACAUCAGGGGUCUUACGAGUCCGUGAGUUGGGACAGUCGGAUAGCACAAACAUUCCAAUAAGUGCAUGCUCAAUUUGGUCUGUCCCCAAAUGGGAGCACUUUCUACCAGCAGCAGCUACAAUGGUCAAAGCUAUUAGGGUUCAUGAACUUGGUGGACCUGAGGUUCUGAAAUGGGAGGAAGUGGAAAUAGGAGAGCCAAAGGAAGGAGAGAUCAGAGUGAAGAAUAAGGCCAUUGGGCUUAACUUCAUCGAUGUACACUUUCGCAAAGGAGUUUACAAGGCUGCCACAAUACCUUUUACACCAGGUAUGGAAGCAGUUGGUGUGGUGACUUCCCUGGGUCCUGGACUAACGGGCAUGAAAUUUGGAGAUCUAGUCGCUUAUGCUGGUAACCCAAUGGGUUCAUAUGCUGAAGAGCAGAUCCUUCCGGCAGAAAAAGUGGUGCCUGUUCCUUCCACUUUGGAUCCUGUUGUAGUUGCAGCUGUCAUUCUCAAAGGAAUGACUACUCAAUAUCUAGUUCGUCGGUGUUUCAAGGUUGAAACUGGACACACAGUUCUUGUUCAUGCAGCAGCAGGUGGAGUUGGGUCUCUGUUGUGCCAGUGGGCAAAUGCCCUUGGUGCCACUGUCAUUGGAACCGUCUCAACCAAAGAAAAGGCAGAUCAAGCCAAAGAUGAUGGAUGUCAUCAUGUCAUAAUGUACAAGGAAGAGGAUUUUGUUACCCGUGUCAAUGAGAUAACAUCAGGCAAGGGAGUUGAUGUUGUCUAUGAUUCCAUUGGAAAAGACACCUUUCAGGGUUCUUUGGCAUGCUUAAAAAUCCGCGGAUACAUGGUAAGUUUGGGGCAGUCCUCCGGUACACCAGACACACUGCCAUUGUCAGCACUUGCAGCAAAAUCGCUGUUCUUGUCAAGGUCCCACCUCAUGCACUACAAUCUAACACGGGAAGAGCUGCUUGAAACUGCUGGAGAGCUAUUUGCUUGCAUCACAUCAGCGGUCUUACGGAUCCGUGUAAAUCGUACCUACCCCUUAUCUCAAGCUGCACAGGCACAUGCUGAUCUUGAGGAUCGGAAAACAUCGGGAUCUGUUGUCCUGAUACCAGAUGGUGUUGACCAGUAA
Ilex paraguariensis (yerba mate) is the source of this 1305-nucleotide messenger RNA. The record is from the annotation of a GenBank genome assembly. Lineage: Eukaryota; Viridiplantae; Streptophyta; Magnoliopsida; Aquifoliales; Aquifoliaceae.